Beta vulgaris subsp. vulgaris (sugar beet) is the source of this 1496-nucleotide messenger RNA. Its product is annotated as phytochrome-interacting ankyrin-repeat protein 2. Lineage: Eukaryota; Viridiplantae; Streptophyta; Magnoliopsida; Caryophyllales; Amaranthaceae. The record is from RefSeq and is a predicted model, not a curated record. Gene Ontology annotation, molecular function: protein binding. Bases 664 to 1194 code for a protein of 176 amino acids. The transcript has 3 exons.
GAUCGCAGCAGCCGUAAAACACGUUACUUCUCCUGCGGAAAAGAAUCUAUCUCAUUGAAAGAUCAAACCCUUGUUUCUCCUUCCUUAAUCACAGUCGUAAACCUCCCUUUUUUCUGUUUCUUUCUCCACCAAUCACUUAUGCAAACAUCAAAGAAUCGAGGAUUUGUUUGAUUUUCAUCUCAAUUACUUUCUUGUUAGUUAAAUUUUUCCGAUUUUCCCAAAUUAGGGUUUUGCACAAAAUUAUCAUGUUCAUAAUCUCUUUAUUCUCUCAGCUUCCUUGGGUCACGGCUUCUUCAAUCAUCCUUGUUAACAAUCUUCGUGUUUUUGGUCCUGGAUUGAAUCCUUCUUCUCCAUACAACAUGGCUAAUUACUUCGCUCUUUCUCGCUAAUUUCGGCUUCCUGUUUUUCUUUUGACUUAUUUCACUUUUCAAAGUUUGAUUUGAUUUCGUGUAGUAAUUUGUCGGGAAAAAGAAAUCAUGUAAAGCAGUUGAUAUUGUCAUCUGGAUAUAUCGAUUUUCGAUCAUUGGUUUUUUUUCUUGAUUGAUUGAAAGUGAGUUUCUGAGUUAUAAGGAGAAAAAGGUCUGUUUUAGGGUUUCUUAUUUGGCGGUUUAUUUCCGGAGUACAGGGGAUUCUGCUUUUGAAGGGUAAUAGUAAUUAGUGAUCAUGCUAAUUACACCUCAAGGGGAGCAGCUGGUGUUGUCCGGGCGACGGCUGUCGAGGAAGCGGUCGCUGAGGUCGACAUUGGAUACUGAUGAUAGGGGUUGGACUCCGCUCCACAUCAAUGCUCGGAAGGGCAACGUUAAGGAGGUUAAACGGUUGCUCAAUGAGGGUAUGGAUGCAAAUGUGGCUGCCUGGGGUACCAAAUUAAAUGGGGUGACGCCUCUUCACCUCGCUGCUGAAGGAGGCCAUCUCAAAGUCAUGGAUGUGCUGCUUGAGCGGGGUGCCAAUAUUGACGCCAGAACUAAGGGUCCCUGUCGAUGGACUCCCCUCCAUUUAGCUGCUAAAGAAAGGAAUAGGGAAGCAGUUAAAUUUCUGGUUGAGAAUGGUGCUUUCCUGCCACCUGAUAUCAAUGACAGCCGAUUCAACCCACCAGUUCACUAUUGCCCGGGACUUGAAUGGGCUUAUGAAGAGCUCAAGCGUUUGGAAGAAGGCUUAUCAUCUUCUGGAGAGACAUCAUAUAGCUCAGAAAACUGAAGCUCCCUCCCACUUUUAUUCUUGUCACCCUUGUUUAGCUUUUUAGCCUGUCUUUAGGUCUAUUAUAUGCUGGCGCCUGGCAGUGAUGAUUGUAACUUGCUAUGCUAUGCGAUGCUGUACUGUGCUAUGCUAUCUGGUGUGCUAUAUAUGUCAGUCUGUUAAGCUCGAUGCUUUGGUUGUAAGUUGUGACAAUAAUAGUCUUCGUGUCAUGCUUUAAAAUUUGUUGCUGGUGUGUGUUAUUUGUAUGUUUAUGAAAUAAAUACGAACUUUAUGUGGAAUAAAUAUCUGAUGAUUUCGUUAUA